Messenger RNA from Triticum turgidum subsp. durum (durum wheat), 426 nucleotides. Lineage: Eukaryota; Viridiplantae; Streptophyta; Magnoliopsida; Poales; Poaceae. The record is from the annotation of a GenBank genome assembly.
AUGUCCGACGAGCUCAAGCGCGGGAUCGCGGGCGCCGCCGCCGUCGCCGCCUCCCACCCGGCGCCCUACGCGCCGCGGGCCCCGGCCGACGCCGACCGCAGGCUCGCCGCCUCCGCCACCGCCGCGCUCGGCUCCCCGCCGCCGGCCGCCGCGUCCCCCACGGCGCACAAGAUCACGCUCAAGAGCGCCGACAUGAAGGAGGAGAUGCAGAAGGAGGCGUUCGACAUCUCCCGCGUCGCGUUCGAGAAGCACACCAUGGAGAAGGACAUCGCGGAGUACAUCAAGAAGGAGUUCGACAAGAACCACGGCCCCACCUGGCACUGCAUCGUCGGCCGCAACUUCGGUUCCUACGUGACGCACGAGACGAACUACUUUGUGUAUUUCUACAUUGAUUCUAAAGCUGUCUUGCUAUUCAAGUCUGGGUGA